GCAGCAACAUGGCUGCGGAUUACUGGGAGCGCGAGCGAGCGGCGAAGAAGCUGUCAGACUGAAGCCAAAGCGAGCCAAAGAUUACCCGGGACAAACCCUCCUGGUGGUCUGUCCAGGCUGGCUGCCCCACCCCCCUCGGCGUCACGGCCCCCUCUGCCCCCCCUCAUGGAGAGGAUGAGGAAAAUCAAGCGGCAGCUGUCACUCACCCUUGGGAGGGGUGGGGCAGGAGGAGGGGACAGAACACUCAGCGAGACUAUCGCUCAAGAUGUGACGUCGCACAGUGACUCAGAGGUGGGCUCUAUGCGGGGGUCAUCAGGAGGAGGUGUAAAAGUCAGAGGAGGUGCAGGAAAGACGGGAGCUGCCGCCGCCGCCUCCUCCUCCUCCUCCUCCUCCUCUAAGUCGGUUCAGGCUCUUCUGCAUUCAUACAGCAGCAACCUGAGGAGGCCUCGAGGUUUGGGGCGGAGCCUGAGCUCAUACCUCAACCAUGCCACCAGACUGGAGAUUGUCCACGAGGACGUGAAGAUGAGCUCAGAUGGAGAAAGUGAUCCGCCUUCUUCCUCGGAUGAUGUUCAGAGUCCAGUCAGAGUCCGACUCAGGAAUAAGAAAAUCUCCACUGAGGACAUAAACAAGCGUCUGUCUCUGCCGGCGGACAUUCGUCUUCCUGACGGUUACCUGGAGAAGUUUAACGUGAUGGGUCCAGCCCUCUUUGAUCAGCCCAUCACUCGCCGGCUCCGCCGAGUCUCUCUGUCAGAGAUUGGUUUUGGGAAACUGGAGACGUACAUCAAACUGGACAAACUUGGAGAGGGAACCUACGCCACCGUGUACAAAGGCCGCAGUAAACUGACAGAAAACCUGGUGGCACUGAAGGAAAUUCGACUGGAACACGAAGAAGGCGCUCCAUGUACAGCAAUAAGAGAAGUGUCUCUGUUGAAGGACCUGAAACACGCCAACAUCGUCACACUCCAUGACAUCAUCCACACGCAGAAGUCGCUCACACUGGUGUUUGAGUACCUGGACAAAGAUCUGAAGCAGUACCUGGAUGACUGUGGAAACACCAUUCAUGUUCACAACGUCAAACUCUUCCUGUUCCAGUUGUUACGCGGCCUGUCAUACUGCCACCGCCGGAAGGUUCUGCAUCGGGACCUGAAGCCUCAGAACCUGCUGAUCAAUGACCGAGGAGAGCUGAAACUAGCAGACUUUGGUUUGGCCCGGGCCAAGUCCAUCCCUACGAAGACGUACUCUAACGAGGUGGUGACACUGUGGUACCGCCCCCCUGAUAUCCUCCUGGGCAGCACUGAUUACUCCACACACAUCGACAUGUGGGGGGUGGGGUGUAUAUUCUACGAGAUGUCGACGGGUCGACCUCUGUUUCCUGGAUCCACUGUGGAGGAGGAGCUUCACUUCAUUUUUAAACUGCUGGGUACUCCGACAGAGAAGAGCUGGCCUGGGAUCAGCUCCAACAAGGAGUUUGUCACGUACAACUAUCCUCAGUACAGAGCGGAGCGACUGAGCCACCACACGCCAAGGUCCGUGCUGAACAGUGAUGGAGUGGAGCUGUUGUCAAAGUUCCUGCAGUUUGAAGGGAAGAAGAGAAUUUCAGCAGACGACUCGAUGAAACAUCAUUACUUCAGCAGUCUGGGAACCAGAAUUCUGAUGUUACCCGAUACGACAUCCAUCUUCAGCCUGCCUGAUAUUCAGCUGGAGAAAGAAGCGAUCAGACCGCCAGCGCCUUCUGAACCAGCAAACAGUCCAUCCAGGAGGCGGAGCAUGCUCUUCUGAUCACAGUGUCGACUUGAGGAUGAUUGACAGCUGAAGCAUCUCCUGAAGGUUGGACGAACAGUCAGGAAGUGAUGAUUAUUUUACGUUUUCCUGGAGGAGCCAUGAGAGUCAUAAAACAGCGUAUGUUCGAGAAAAAACCUUGACAAUGGAAUGAUGGGAUUCGAUUAUUAUUGUGAAGAAAGAAGUCGGCCCUCGCUGACUGACAGCAUCACAAAGACCCUCAGAUGCAAUAAUGAAUCAAAGCAGCCAUCUGACCAACUGGAGAACAGCACAUUGUUUCCAACAGCAAC
This is a messenger RNA of Thalassophryne amazonica, 2069 nucleotides long. It is a transcript of the gene cdk16, whose product is annotated as cyclin-dependent kinase 16. Gene Ontology annotation, cellular component: cytoplasm; synaptic vesicle; nucleus. The transcript has 17 exons. The record is from RefSeq and is a predicted model, not a curated record. Gene Ontology annotation, molecular function: ATP binding; protein kinase activity. Lineage: Eukaryota; Metazoa; Chordata; Actinopteri; Batrachoidiformes; Batrachoididae. Bases 166 to 1779 code for a protein of 537 amino acids. Gene Ontology annotation, biological process: protein phosphorylation; neuron projection development; exocytosis.